GUAAUGGAUGACCUGUUACAUAAUAAGUCGUGGCCUGAUUCUGGCAACUUUCCUAGGGUUACACUAUGCGACUUUGAAGUUAAAGUGUUAGGUAAUGUUCAUCGGCAUACAGUACAAUGUGUAUUGAUGAUAAAUAUGUUUAACGAAAAAAUCUUCUUAUUUUUAUGGUUUUGGUACUUCUUAUUAGCAGCUGCAACAAUUUGCUCACUAUUUUACUGGAUUUACAUAUCGGUUGUUCCCAGCAGACAACUGAACUUUGUUGGAAAAUAUUUGACGGGAAUUGAGGGUUACAAAAUGGUGGAUUCACAAUCGUUACGACGUUUUGUGUUCCAUUUUUUGCGUGAAGAUGGCGUCUUUUUAUUGCGUAUGGUUGCAACACAUGCCGGUGAAUUGCCAUGCUAUGAGUUAGCCAAAGCUCUAUGGAACAAAUACUGUGACAACAAGGAGGGUAAAAUGCAUGACGUCUAA
This is a messenger RNA of Enterobius vermicularis (human pinworm), 468 nucleotides long. NCBI's taxonomy places the organism in Eukaryota, Metazoa, Nematoda, Chromadorea, Rhabditida, Oxyuridae. The record is from the annotation of a GenBank genome assembly.